Hordeum vulgare subsp. vulgare (domesticated barley) is the source of this 1496-nucleotide messenger RNA. RefSeq lists its product as uncharacterized. The coding region runs from base 65 to 1459 and encodes 464 amino acids. The transcript has a single exon. The record is from RefSeq and is a predicted model, not a curated record. Lineage: Eukaryota; Viridiplantae; Streptophyta; Magnoliopsida; Poales; Poaceae.
CCCACACACGGUAGAGCUCAAGCUCACAUUCUCGCUAGUGGCCACUGCUCAUCCGGCGAUCAAAAUGGAAGGCGGCGCUGUCGACAUCAUCUCCCGGCGCAUGGUCAAGCCGGAGCAUCAAAAGGGCUCACGGCCGCCGGAGCCUGAGACCGUCCACCUGACGCCAUGGGACCUGCAGCAGCUCCCCGUGGACUACGCCCAGAAAGGCGUCCUCCUGCCCAAGCCUCCGGCCAGCGUGCACGCCGUCGAACACCUUGCGUCGUCCUUUGCACGCGCCUUGGGCCGCUUCUACCCACUCGCCGGCCGCUUCGCCGUCGCACCGGUGGCCAAAGACGGCGACGGGAAGCUACCGGGCCUGACGAUCUCGCUCCGCUGCGGUGACGAAGGCGCCGAGUUCGUCCACGCCGUGGCACCCGGGGUCACCGUUGCUGACAUCACCGGCACGGUUUUCAUCCCGCGUGUGGUCUGGUCCUUCUUCCCUCUCAACGGAAUGGUCUGCGCCGACGCCGUCGUGGACCCCAGCCUGCCGAUCCUGGCCGCGCAGGUCACCGAGCUCGCCGAUGGCCUCUUCAUCGCCAUGUCGCUCAACCAUGCCGCCACCGAUGGGACCACGUUCUGGGAUCUGCUCAACGCAUGGUCGGAGAUCAGCCGCCACGGCGGCUCCGGCAACAGAGACAUCCCCACGGUUCCCCCACCCAAGGCCAAGAGGUGGUUCAUCGAGGGCUGCACCGUGCCGGUCCCUCUCCCCUUUGCCAAGGUGGAGGACAUCGGCAGGCGGUCCGAGUCCCCGCCGGCAGUGCAUGAAUGCUCGAUCCAUUUCACCCCGGAGAGCGUGAAGAAGCUCAAGGCGAAAGCGAACGCUGAGAUGGCGGCCGGCACCACCACCAUCUCCUCGUUGCAGGCGGUGCUCGCGCACCUGUGGCGGGCCACGUGUCGGGCACGGGAGCUCGCGCCGAACCAGGAGACGACGUGCUUGCUCGCCGUCGGGUGCCGGACACGCCUGAAGGGCAUGCCGCCGGUUUACGUGGGCAACGCGGUGUCGAGCGCCGCCGGCAAGGCCGCAGUCGGCGAGAUUCUGGGCGACGACCGGCUGGGAUGGGCGGCUUCACUUCUGAACAGGGCCGUGGCUACGGUGGACGAGGCGGGCCUGAGGGAGAAGCUCGCGGCGUGGCAUGGAAACCCCAGCUUCAAGCCCUUGGCCGGCCGUUUUCCUCCCGAGGCGGUGGUGGUCACCGGCUCGCCGCGGUUCGACGUGUACGGCAACGACUUCGGGUGGGGCAGGCCGGUGGCCGUCCGGAGCGGCGGCGGGAACAAGAUGGACGGGUAUGUCACGGUUUAUGAGGGCAGACAUGAUGUUGGCGGAGGAAGAGGGGGCAUGGAGCUGCAGGUGUGCCUCGCCCGGCCGGAUGUGCUCGCCAGGCUCGUCGCCGACGAGGAGCUGAUGAACCCGUCGGUCUAGGACGACAAGGGCAGAGAGUCUGCUAUUUUGUUCCUUU